Dendrobium catenatum is the source of this 2348-nucleotide messenger RNA. RefSeq names its product putative disease resistance RPP13-like protein 1. The record is from RefSeq and is a predicted model, not a curated record. Gene Ontology annotation, molecular function: protein binding. Lineage: Eukaryota; Viridiplantae; Streptophyta; Magnoliopsida; Asparagales; Orchidaceae. The transcript has a single exon. The coding region runs from base 726 to 1937 and encodes 403 amino acids.
UGGAUCAAAGGCAUUGGAGGUCAGUUCUAGAAAGCAAUUUAUUGUAUCAGAAUUCUAUCCAUUCCAUCUUAAGACUGAGCUAUAUAGUUCUGCCAAAUCAUCUACAAAAUUGUUUUGCAUUUUGUUGAAUGUUCCCACAAGACCAUACGUUUGAUAAAGAUGAUUUAGUCCGAAUGUGGAUUGCAUUGGGUUUCAUUCAGCCAUCUCAAGGAAUGACUAUGGAGGAUAUCGGAGGAAGGUAUUUUGAUAUUUUAGUCAAAAAAAAUUUAUUUGACAAGGUCGGAGAUGACUACAAGAUGCAUGAUUUAAUACAUGAGUAAGCAUCAAAAUUUUUUACACAUGAAUGCAGAAAACUUGUGGAUGAUGAAAAGUCAUCUCUCGAAAUUUCUGAGACUAUUCGACACUUGUUUGUUCUAACUUCAAAUUCAGACAUUUUGAGAAAGAUUGAGAAGUUUAAACAUCUGCAUUCUCUUUUCUUGUCGUAUAAAGCUUUUAAUGAGGAUAUUUACAGUGCACUUGUUGAAAUGUUCAAAACAUCAAGAAGCCUACGCUUAUUAUACGUAUCUGCUCUAGACUUGAAAAUGAUACCUGAGGAGAUUGAAAAUUUGAUACAUCUAUGAUAGUUGAAGAUCAAAAAUGUUUUCUCACUUGAUGUCACUAGUCUACCAAUAUCUCUGAGUAAUCUCUAUCACUUGCAAUACAUAAUUACCUAUAAUUAAUGGGAAAUGUUAGGCCAAUAUGAAGUUGAUGAUUUUUUACGAAGUGACAUUAAUAACCUUUUUAACUUGCGUUACUUGAAAUCGUCCAAUAAUUAUAUUUCAUCGAUAUGUGGGAUUGGGAAGCUAAACUUUCUUCAAGAGCUGGAUAUGAUUGAUUUUAGAAAUGAGAUGGGUUAUAGAAUUGGGGAGUUGGAGAAUAUGAAUGAUCUUUGCAAAUUAGGAAUCAAUUGCCUUGAAAAUGUUAAGGACGUCGAGGAGGCUUGUAGUGCCAAUUUAUGUGCCAAGAGGAGGCUCACAGAUUUAACCUUAUGUUGGAGUAACACUCAUUUUAGGAACAUCGAUUUAGAUGAGAACGUGCUCGACAACCUUCAACCACCAAAAUGUCUAAGGAAUCUGAGCAUAAAUAGAUACAUUGGUGCAAGGUCUGCAAUAUGGAUGAACAAUGCCAAUCUGAUCUCCAAUCUAGAGAAAAUCGAAUUGACAUAUUGCAGGAAGUGGGAAACUCUUCCACCUUUUGGGCAACUUCCCUUCCUCAAGUCUCUAAAACUUGAUGAGAUGCCGAAAGUAAAAUGGCUCGAAAGUAAAUUUGAUGGGAAUGAUAAAUACCAUGCCUUUCCAUUGCUAGAGGUGUUAUAUAUUUCCGGAUUAGGAGCAUUUGAGGAUUGGUUUGAGGCAGGAGUAGCUGCUGAAGAUGGAUGUUUGUUUCCUUGCUUAAUUGAACUGGAGCUAUAUCACUGCCCGAAGUUGAAAGAGUUGCCCUCUUUGCCUUCUAACCUCAAGAGCUUGAAGAUAGGUAACAUUGGAUGGAAGACUUUGAAUUUCUGUAGCAUUUCAAAUUCUAUUCCCCUUGAAACAUUAGAGGUUUUUUACUGUGAAAACAUUACAUCUCUUCCUCUGGCUGAUGAAAUAGCAAGACUUGCAGCACUAAGAUACUUGCUAAUUAAAAAGUGCCCCAAUUUGAUAUCUCUCGGAAGAUAUCCACAAGUGGAGAACACUAACACUUGCCAUCUCAUACUCUGCGAUCUCUGUAUAAAUGAUCCAUCGGUGUUGCUAAUGGAGCCAUUGAGAAGUAUGACCUCGUUAAAAAGGCUUACUAUUAUGGAUAAUGUUGAGCUGGUUUCAUUUCCAAAUGAAGCGGAUCAGUGGUUUCUGAAAGUUAGGUCCUCUCUUUCUGAGCUUCAAUUUGCAUUUCUAUUUACAUUUGAUAUGAUAUUAUAAAAGAUUAUUAUGCUUAAAGUUUAGUCAUAAUAAUUUCAAAUCUAUUUGUGAGUUUAGUAUUAUAUAUUUUUGCUCAAAGCAAAUCUCAUAUAGUACUAAAAAAUUAUUUAGGAAGUAAGAAAGUUAACAACUAUGCAGCGGUUCAUGUGAAGUUAUUCUUGAUUACAUGACUUAUGUUCCACUUGGGUCAACUUUCUUAUUAUUUUUUAAAUAACUUUUUAGUAUAAAAAUUUUUGAACAAAAACUUUCAUACGAAAACUAUUCUAAAAAACCUUAAAGACCAAGUUUUAUGGUUUACAGACCGCAUGUAACCAUUUCCAAUUGGAAUGCUUUACUGCUUUUCAUAUCUCCGCGAAGCGAUCAGAUUACAAAGAAAUGAUUGAGAUGAAGUAUACCAUAAUUUCUCUCAUC